Messenger RNA from Phlebotomus papatasi, 1540 nucleotides. RefSeq lists its product as uncharacterized. NCBI's taxonomy places the organism in Eukaryota, Metazoa, Arthropoda, Insecta, Diptera, Psychodidae. The coding region runs from base 143 to 1393 and encodes 416 amino acids. Gene Ontology annotation, cellular component: nucleus. The record is from RefSeq and is a predicted model, not a curated record. The transcript is spliced from 3 exons.
GUGGCUGGUACUUUAAAUAUUUCAGCAGUCACAGUGACAUUUCGAAUAUUUUGACUGGGGCAUUUUCGAAAAAACAAAGCUGUGGAAAAAUCGUGUAAAAUAGAGAAAAUAGCCGGAAAAUUGGCCUCAAUUGUAUGUUAAAAUGUCCGCAUGCAGUGCCGCAACUUGGGUGAAAUUCUUUGGAGCUGCUGGAAUCCCCUCAAACGUAUCAGCCUCGUAUGCUCAUGCUUUCGUUGAGAAUCGCAUGCAGAUGAAUAUGCUGAUGGAUCUCAACAAGGAGUAUCUGAGGGAGAUGGGAAUAAUGCCAAUGGGGGACAUUAUAGCCAUUUUACGGCAUGCAAAAAUUGUCCAUGACCAGAAUACCAGGGAGAGAGUUUUGGCCAUGGACAAGGUGCCCGUGGCAGCAGUUUCCGGGAAUCCAGUCAGUUCUAAAAUGAUCAAAUUGCCCCCGAAAAAAGCAUCUCCGGAUUCCAGAGACGCCAAUCAAAUUUCCCUUCCACCCAGUAAACCCCGUCGCGUGCUGCCCGAGCACGAAGGCAAGUACAAAGUCACCCUGCCAUCCGGAACAACGCCACGAAGCAAGGAGAUCCUAUCCAAGAGAGCUCAAUUGUUCCCGGAGAAGAAGGAAAAGGGUGGCAUUUUCGAUCGGAUGGACUUGGAUACUGAUGAUGAGAUGCCCCAAACAGCCACCAAGCGUGACAUUACCUUCAAAGUCGUUGGUCUGGACAAGCCCACUGGCUCCAUAUUUUCUCGUCUGGGCGACAAGAGUCGAACAGAUGGGCGUGUAAUUGAGAGUACUCCUUCCCAUGCGGGAAUACUCAAAAAUAGUCCCACCAAACGCGUGGGAAUUGUAAAGAAGGCUUCAGCUCAUCGAGUAAUUUCCGUGAAGAGAGUUCCUGCUAAAGCUACCACAAUGGUGGCCGAUGAGGUUGAGCAGCAGCAAAAGAUGGAGCUCUGUGAGCCCCAGAAGAGUGUCUCCUUUUCCCAUGAAGAUGAAGUUGUUGAAUUUGCUUCCCGGAGAGCCUCAGUGAAGCCCAAGGGUCGCAUUGGUGGUACACGAUCUGGUGCUACAAGCGUACGUUCUCGUCUGGGACUCAAAACGGGCAGAUCAUCGACAAUUGCAGUACUUCACAAAACUCGCAAGACCAUCAAGAUGAAACCGGGCAUCAUCAAGAGCAAACUCCGAUCGGACGAUAUUGCCAAUCUAAAGACUAUUCCCGUGCACAGUCGUCUGGAUCUGAAGCGGCGCUCAGGAACUCUCACAGCAAAUGCCCUAGCGGCCAGGAUUGGAGAAGUCACUCUCAAUACCAUCCCAACGAGAAGGAAGGACCCCAAGCAGCAAGGAAACAGUGUCUUUCAUCGGCUGGGCUUCUCAGGCAAUGCCAAUCACUGAACAAUUGUAAUUCUCUGUUACUCAUCCGGAAAGUUCGUGUGUCCUGAACUGGCGUCCUCCGCCUGACGCCCGGAAAUAGCAGAUGUUUGUGUAAUUUCCCGUAUUUUAUUCUCGGAGAUUUUCAAUAAAAAUCCCCAUGCUAAAGGA